Molecule: messenger RNA, 3349 nt
Organism: Cicer arietinum (chickpea)
Lineage: Eukaryota; Viridiplantae; Streptophyta; Magnoliopsida; Fabales; Fabaceae
Product: protein FAR-RED ELONGATED HYPOCOTYL 3
Biological process (GO): regulation of DNA-templated transcription
Molecular function (GO): zinc ion binding
Source: RefSeq, a predicted model, not a curated record
GGUAGGCGACACGUGCGAGGUGAGCGGUGAGAUAUCGAAAGAUCGAAAGACAGAGGAUCGGUAAACGAACGAAAUUGAGUGCGUUUGUAAACCCUAGGUAUGCAUCACACGCUCAUGCUCCUCGCGUGACUUUCUAAUCUCUUCUUCCACCCUUUUCUUUCUGUUUCCGAUCAUCAUCAUCAUCAUCAAUUUUCAUUUGUUUAAUUUUUUCAGCAGCCUGGUGCUUUAGAUCUCCUGCUAUGUACAGGAUUAAGGGAAGGGUUGACCUCUUACAUGGGUCUAUUAUGGUAGCCUUACCCUUCUUCAGGAAAUUGAAUGCAUAAAUCAAACUCAGGACCACCAAAUCAAAUGGCAGCAACCUGAACUGUUGCACUAAUGCUUCCCUUCUAUCUCUAUGAUAUUAAUCAUAGAAAAAUGAGAAUACCCUUAGAAUCAUCAAAGCAAGCUGUUCUCAUCAUGGAUAUAGAUCUCAGGUUACCCUCUGGUGAACAUGAUAAAGAGGAAGAAGAAACGACUACAAUUGAUAACAUGUUAGAAGGUGAAGAAAAAUUGCACAAUGGGGACGGCAGAAAUAUGAUUGACACUGGCAUUGAGGUACAUGCUCUAAAUGGUGGAGAUUUGAAUUCCCCCACAGUUGAUAUGGUAAUGUUUAAGGAAGAUUCAAAUCUUGAGCCACUUUCUGGCAUGGAAUUCGAGUCUCAUGGAGAAGCUUAUUCUUUCUACCAAGAAUAUGCUCGGUCAAUGGGAUUCAAUACUGCAAUACAAAAUAGUCGUCGUUCAAAAACAUCAAGAGAAUUUAUAGAUGCAAAGUUUGCUUGUUCCAGAUACGGAACAAAACGAGAAUAUGACAAAUCCUUCAAUCGACCACGAGCACGACAAAACAAGCAAGAAUCUGAAAAUUCAACUGGUCGAAGAUCUUGUUCUAAGACUGACUGUAAAGCAAGCAUGCAUGUAAAAAGAAGGCCAGAUGGGAAAUGGGUUAUACAUAGCUUUGUGAAGGAGCAUAAUCACGACCUUUUACCCGCUCAGGCAGUAAGUGAACAAACAAGAAGAAUGUAUGCUGUGAUGGCGAGGCAGUUUGCAGAAUACAAAACUGUGGUUGGUAUCAAGAAUGAAAAGAAUCCGUUCGAUAAAAAUCGGAACUUGGGUUUGGAGUUUGGGGAGGCUAAACACAUGCUUGAUUUUUUUAUUCAGAUGCAAAAUAUGAAUUCUAACUUCUUUUAUGCAGUAGAUCUUGGUGAGGAUCAACGUCUGAAAAAUCUUUUAUGGAUUGAUGCUAAAAGUAGACAUGACUAUAUCAACUUUUGUGAUGUAGUAUCGUUUGAUACCACCUAUGUUAGAAACAAAUAUAAGAUGCCUCUUGCACUUUUUGUUGGGGUGAACCAGCACUACCAAUUUAUAUUACUUGGGUGUGCCUUGAUAUCAGAUGAAAGUGCCACAACUUACUCUUGGUUGUUACGGACAUGGCUGAAAGGCGUUGGUGGUCAAGUUCCAAAAGUGAUAAUUACUGAUCAUGACAAGACUUUGAAGUCAGUUAUUUCAGAUAUCUUUCCUAGUGCUUGCCAUUGUGUUUGCUUAUGGCAUAUACUGGGGAAGGUAUCUGAAAAUUUAGCUCCUGUAAUUAAAAAACAUGUGAAUUUUAUGGCAAAAUUUGAAAAAUGCAUAUUUAGGUCAUUGACUAGUGAUGAUUUUGACAAUAGAUGGGAGAAAAUUUUGGACAGAUUUGAGCUUCGACAGGAUGAAUGCAUGCGUUCUUUGUAUGAAGAUCGCAAGUUAUGGGCACCAACAUUCAUGAAGGAUGUGUUCUUAGGUGGUAUGUCUACUCCCCAACGAUCUGAAAGUGUAAAUUCCUUCUUUGACAAAUAUGUUCAUAGGAAGACCUAUGUGCCAGAUUUUGUUAAACAGUAUGAAACCAUCUUGCAAGACAGGUAUGAAGAGGAAGCGAAAGCAGAUUCUGAUACUUGGAAUAAAGUGGCAACAUUAAAAACUCCUUCACCUUUAGAAAAGAGUGUUGCAGGAACUUGCACUCAUGCAGUAUUCAAGAAGAUUCAAGCUGAGAUUAUUGGGGCAGUGGCUUGUCAUCCUAAAGCUGACAGGCAGGAUGAGACUAUCGUUGUUCAUAGGGUGCAUGAUAUGGAAACAGACAAAGACUUUUUUGUUGUGGUGAAUGAAGUAAAAUCAGAGUGUUCUUGUAUAUGUCGACUAUUUGAAUAUAAAGGUUAUCUUUGUCGACAUGCAUUGGUGGUUCUUCAGUAUUCUGGCCAUUCAGUGUUCCCACCUCAAUAUAUUUUGAAACGGUGGACAAAAGAUGCAAAGGUAAGGAGUGUAACGGGAGAAGAAUCUGAGCAUAUGCUUGCCAGGGUGCAACGAUACAAUGAUUUAUGUCAUCGUUCACUAAAACUGAGUGAAGAGGGAUCAUUGUCUCAAGAGAGUUAUAGUAUUGCAUUCCAUGCACUAAACGAUGCGCACAAAAGUUGUGUAAGUGUUAACAAUUCUAGUAAGAGUCCUACCGAAGCUGGUACAUCAGGGGCUCAUGUUCAGCUUUCCGCUGAAGAAGAUACCCAAAGUAGAAAUAUGGGAAAGUCAAACAAAAAGAAGAAUCCAACUAAAAAGAAAAAGGUGAACUCGGAGGCAGAAGUGAUGACUGUCGGGGCACUAGAUAACUUGCAACAAAUGGAAAAAUUCAGCACAAGAGCUGCAGUAACUCUUGAAGGUUAUUAUGGCACACAACAGAGUGUGCAGGGAAUGUUGAACUUAAUGGGACCAACACGUGAUGAUUAUUACGGGAAUCAACAGACUCUUCAGGGACUGGGGCCAAUAAGUUCCAUACCAACCAGCCACGAUAGUUAUUACGGUGCACAUCAAAGCAUGCCCGGUUUGGCACAACUGGAUUUUUUGCGAACUGGUUUCACAUAUGGCAUUAGGGUUAGUAUGCAGGAUGAUCCUAAUGUGAGAGCAGCACAAUUGCACGAGGAUCCAUCAAGACAUGCGUGAGUGACACUAUAUCUUUUAUAUUAAGGCUAGGGAAGCGAGGAGUUUAAGCUUCUCAUCUGGUGUAAAGAAUGGAAUACCUCAAAAGACCAAAUUGAGGUUAUAUUGGAAAACCUCCAAAUCCAGUAUUUGUAAUAUAAUGCUGUUAUAUUAAUAAAUAUAGGAUAACUUCUGCUAACGUGUAUUAUAAUGUUAUUGAUUAAUUAUUAAUUAAUAUAAAUGGUCUCAUGUAGAGAUUGUUGUAUUAUAAACCUAUUCUUUAGGCUAUUUGAGAAAUUGUAAGUAUAAAAUAUCUAUUAUGUUAGUGAUGCUGGUGUUUGCAUGUUUUUCUGUACAAAAGAGAGUGAAAUUUUAUUCA